CCACUUCCGCCACAACAUAAUGUUUGGCGGGAGGCAAGCGUAAACCGGAGCAGGCGAGUAAUGCAACGUUUUCUAGCCUUUGAGUACCAUUUGAAGACAGCAGCCGUUGGUCAUGUCCAAAACGGUGCCAACAGCCGCAGAGAGGAAACGCCCGCCGCCCGUUAAAGUGUCGUCCAGUCAACUGAGGACGGCGGAGAAGCGGGGGACAGCCGACAGCGGGGACGGACAUGUUAUCCGGCUGGGUAUGGGUCGCUCUCUGCAGGUCUCUCUGGUGUGGAUGCAGGGGACUGUGCUGGAGGUGCAGCUGGACAGGAACACUGCGCUGCUGAUGGACGAGACGGGGACCUUUGCUGUUCAAGGCGUCAACAACAUCCCUAAAGGGAAGCCAUGUUUGUCCCAAGGCAAAUAUGUCAUGGUGAUGGGUGUCAUCCAGGCCGUCUCUCCGGAGCCAGUCAUCCGUGCAGUGAAGAUGGCAGACCUCUCCGAGCUCGCCGCGCUUCACAGACGGAUGUGGAAGCUGGAGGUGGAGGAGCUGCAGCGGGUGAUGGCCUGAAUGCAGAGCGGUUGGGAGGAAACACGCUUUCCCUUCCUGAUGGCAGGACGGCCUGCUCUUGUCUCGCGUGUCCACCUGGGCAUGCAGUACUGAAGUGAUUCUUGACAAAAGGAAAAAUGACCUCACGGGACUGAACAGCACGUGCUCCUGAGGUCUCACGCUCCUGAUGACCGGGAAGCACGACGCAAGUGAGUGACAAAGAUGUUGACACGAGAAAAUAGCAUUUACACUCAAAAGUAUGCUGCUUAAAUAACACAAGUUAUUUCUGUCUUUGGCUGCCGUAUUGCAGGAUUUAUUGUUGUACAUGUUUUGAGGGUUUAUCUUGUUGCAUGUGUGUGUAGCCGAGGUGCACUUAACACACAGUUUGUCUCUCCAAGAACCAUCCUUAAAUUAUCACUAAAAUUGACGUGAGAAGAAAAAUUCUUAAAGUAUCAUUAGCUUAUCUUUCAUUAGAGCGAAUGUAACUCACCAAGUGGCUAUACAACUGUUAAAGAUUGCUCAUAUGCUUUUCUAUAUUAAAAACAUAAUUGAAAUAUUUAUACAUAUUGUUAGACAUGACCCAAACCUGUUUUUGAAGGACAAAAUAUGCUGCUCCAUCUUGAUUUGUGUGGACGACUAAUAAAAUAACAGUGGAACAA
Scatophagus argus is the source of this 1191-nucleotide messenger RNA. It is a transcript of the gene rmi2, whose product is annotated as RecQ mediated genome instability 2. The record is from RefSeq and is a predicted model, not a curated record. The transcript has 2 exons. NCBI's taxonomy places the organism in Eukaryota, Metazoa, Chordata, Actinopteri, Scatophagidae. The coding region runs from base 113 to 553 and encodes 146 amino acids. Gene Ontology annotation, biological process: DNA repair; negative regulation of double-strand break repair via homologous recombination; regulation of sister chromatid segregation. Gene Ontology annotation, cellular component: nuclear speck; cytosol.